Molecule: messenger RNA, 1284 nt
Organism: Cokeromyces recurvatus
Lineage: Eukaryota; Fungi; Mucoromycota; Mucoromycetes; Mucorales; Mucoraceae
Product: aspartic peptidase domain-containing protein
Exons: 2
Coding region: 1-1284 (427 amino acids)
Biological process (GO): proteolysis
Molecular function (GO): aspartic-type endopeptidase activity
Source: RefSeq, a predicted model, not a curated record
AUGCUUUAUUUAUUAUUGUUCAUAUCACUGAUUGCCAAUGAAAAUAUAAUAUUUGGAAAACCAAUUCUGAAGGAAAAUGAUAUAUUCAGCUUGUCUCUUAUAAAAAGAUACUCUUACUCUUCAUCUAUAAGGAAACGAUCAUCAAUAAGCAAUGUGUAUCCACUUUACGAUCAAGAGCAAAUUGAAUAUUUAACAAAGAUAAAUAUCGGAACACCACCACAAGAAUUUCUUGUUUCAAUCGAUACUGGAAGUGCAGAUACAUGGAUACCGUCUAUAUCAUGUCCAGAUAAGGAAUGUCCAUAUAAAAAAUUUAAAACAAACAACUCUAGAACAUUGGAAUGGAUGAAUUCCUCCUUUGUUAUUCAAUAUGGAGCUGGCUCCAUCACAGGCAAUUAUGCCAAGGAUACGAUUCGUUUAGUGAAUAAUAAUAAGUUGGAAGAUCAACAACAGAUCAAGUCACAGAUCUUUGGUCUAGCUGAUUCUGCAAAAGACAACAUUAUCUCUCUUGCUACUCAAUCGAAUGGCAUCUUGGGUCUUUCUUUUCCUGCUUUAGCUGCUAAUAGUGAUACAAAGGAUGCCUAUGAUCCCAUUUUGUUUGCCCUUGCUCGUCAAAAAUUAAUUUCGGAGCCAGUAUUUUCGAUUUCGCUUGAUCAAGAGCAAAUGAUGAUAGGUGGCAAAGAUAAAAGCCUGUACAAGGGCGAUAUACAUUAUAUGCCUGUUGUUAAAAAUAUAAAUCCGAAAACAAAUGAACUUGACUAUACCUUUUGGUCGAUUGGUUUGAAGAAUAUCGUCCUUAACAAUCAUACGGAUGACUUAUUUAUUAAUAAGAGUCAAAAUGAUGAUACUUUAGUUAUUUUGGAUACAGGGACUACUUUAAGUUACUUGAAUAAAGAAUUGACAGAUAAAAUUGUUCGAUGGGUAACUCAAAGGGAAAAACUUUCGAUCAAUCCUGAUACAUAUCUAUACACUGUCGAUUGUAAACUUAGAGAAAAUAAGGAUAAACGGAAGCUGGUCUUUCUGUUUUCAUCAAUAAAUCAAGCGAUUGUAAGAUUUGAAGUAGAUAUUCAAGAUUUAAUUUCACCACCUAAAAAUGACAAUGAUAGUCAAGAUUGUAUCUUUGGUAUAACUUACAAUUAUGAUGAACAGAAUACGUUUGUGUUUGGUGAUUCUAUCUUAAGGUCCACUUAUCUUAUUUUUGACAUGGAUCAAAAGCAAGUUGGUUUAGCUACGAACUCUAAGAGUCGUUCUUUUAGCAAUGUGAAUACCCCCCUUUUUAUUAGUUAA